ACCUGGUCACACAAGGAGAUGUGUGUUUGAUCAAGAGAGUUUAAUCGUAGAUUGGUAAACUAUUCGCAGGGACUAUACACACACACACACCUGUACGACACAUUCUGAGUGCGACGUGUUUACCGUAAAGCCUUUUAAAUCCCGCCCUCCGUUUGGUAGAAAACUCUGAUGUCGCUUGGUUUUCCACAAGGCUGACCCGCAAGACAGGGAAGGAGGGGGAAAAAGAGAGAGAGGGCAGAAAACACUAAAAACGGAGUAGUCUGGAAGGGGUCGGGGCUGGUAUUCCCUCAGCAGUUCAUCCCCCUGUUUGUUUUUGCUUGGAUGUUGAAGAGGCCUUCUCCACAUGUUCAACUAGAGCCCCCUCUCUGAGCGCAGCGUGACCUCUCACCUCUUCUACCAAACCACGCCCGCAGGUGAAGUGUGUAUGGAGCAGUGUGAGAACGCAGCGGCUCUGCUGGAGUCAGUCAGGGAGCAGGAGAUGCAGUUUGAACAGCUGACUCGGGCUCUGGAGGAGGAGAGGAGGAGAGUUGGCCUCCCCGCCACCAGCCCCACGGCCCUGGGUCACCCCUUCCCUCUCACACAGAACGGGCGUCUAGGGGAUGCAGACAUAGAACGUCUGAAGCUGACUGACUCGUACAUAAACGGCACGCAGUACAGAAUGGUGGACCCGGCACACGGAGCUCUUGAUGACAGCUACACACCUGAGGAUGAGUCCCAGGAAGUUCACUCUGUCUUUUCUGAGGAAGGAACCACCCGGAGGACAGAUAACGGGAUGAAGAAACCGGUAUCGCGCAUGAUCCCGCCCUCUCAGUCGUCUAUGGAUGGGAUGUUGUCACCUGCGAUGGGGGUCUACAGCGCCACGCUGGACAGGCCUUACAGGCCCACGGGGGUUGGGGACUACCCUACCGCGACAGUACCUCGAAAUUAUCACUAUGGUCCGGUUGGCGGCUACGAAGACUACCGGCCAGGUCCGCCGUCGGAGGCGUACACCAGCCUGAGCCGGGGCUCGCACAUGGAUGAGCGCUACAGGCCUGUCGAUGGAUACAGAACUCUGGACUCUGGCUACAGAGCCCACAGCCGCCAGCAGCUGGACCCGUAUGCGGCGCAGCCCCAGGUGAGUCGCAUGAGGGCGCUGGGGUCGGCGUUGGAGAUGAGGUAUGGCCACGGCCACUACGGACUGGAGGAUGAUCAGCGCAGCAUGGGGUAUGACGACUACGGCAUGGGGCCUCCACCCAUGCACCCUGGAGGCUACGGUACAAUGCCUCGCCUUGGGCCGGGUCCAGCAAUGGACAGACGCAGACUCAGAAGUUGCGAAGACACUUUGGACAGUGAUGUGGGAGGAGUCGACCCUUAUGCAUGGGGGCUUCCCACAACGUUGGAGAGGGAGAGCAUGGCCUCCCUGGACAGCAUACUGAGAAAGGGCCCUCCCACUUGGAGGCAGCCAGAUCUACCAGAGGUGAUCGCCAUGCUGAAUUACCGUCUGGAUCCUGUCAAGGCCAACGCCGCUGCCUACCUGCAGCAUCUCACGUUCAAAAAUGAUAAGGUGAAGUCGGAAGUGCGCCGCAUGAAAGGCAUUCCGGCCUUGGUGUCGAUGUUGGAUCAUCCCAGUAAGGAGGUUCAUCAUUCAGCCUGCGGCGCUCUGAAGAACAUUUCAUAUGGACAAGACACAGACAACAAGAUCGCCAUCAAAAACUGCGAUGGUGUUACUGCCCUGGUCAGGCUGCUGAGGAAAACCCACGACCAGGACCUCACUGACACGAUCACAGGCACCUUGUGGAACCUCUCCUCCCAUGACUCGGUGAAGAUGGAGAUAGUGGACCACGCUCUGCACGCUCUCGCCGACGAGGUGAUUGUUCCUCACUCAGGCUGGGAGAAAGGCGGAGGCGAGGAGAGCUCCAAACCACGACAUUUGGAGUGGGAUACAGCCUUGACCAACACUGCUGGCUGCCUUAGGAAUGUCAGCUCAGAGCGGAGCGAGGCCAGACGAAAGCUGAGGGAAUGCACAGGGCUGGUGGAUUCUCUCAUGUACAUUGUCCAGUCACAACUCAACCACAAAGAUGUGGAUAAUAAGCUGGUGGAGAAUUGCGUCUGCCUUCUGAGGAACCUGUCCUAUCAGGUUCACCGUGAAAUCCCCGGCUGCGAAAAUUACAAAGAGCUGACUCCUGUCAACCAGGGCCCCGCCUCAGCCCACAAGGGAGGCUGCUUUGGUUCACGAAAGGGCAAAGAUGAGUGGUUUUCCAAAGCAAAGAAGGAUGGGGAUGAUGGAAGUCCAGAGUCUUAUGAUUUUCCAAAGAGGACAACACCUGCCAAAGGUUAUGAGCUGCUGUACCAGCCAGAGGUGGUCCGUGUUUACACUUCUCUGCUCAAAGAGAGCAAGAACCCCUCAGUGCUGGAGGCGGCGGCCGGCGCCAUCCAGAACUUGUGUGCCGGACGAUGGACCUUUGGUCGGUACAUCAGAGCCAUGGUGCGUCUGGAAAAGGGCCUCCCCAUCGUGACAGAACUACUCUCCCAUAGUAACGAUCGUGUUGUUCGGGCAAUGUCUGGAGCCUUGAGGAACCUCGCCAUCGACAACCGCAACAGUGAGCUCUUGGGCGAGCAUGCGCUGCCUCACCUGUUGGCUGUCCUGCCUGGAGGGCAGAACCAGUCUAGGUGCAGUCUGACGGAGGAAACGGUGGUGUCGGUACUGAGCACGCUCACUGAGGUGCUCGGCAACAACGUGGAGGCAGCAAAGAAACUGAGACUCGCAUCUGGCGUUGAGAGGCUGGUGCUCAUCAGUAAAGAUGGCACCCGCUCUGACCGUGAGGUGCGAGGAGUGGCUCAGGUGCUGCAGCUCGUCUGGGCUCACAAAGAGCUUCGCCGGCCGCUGGAGAAGGACGGCUGGAAGAAGACGGACUUCAUGGUGAACCUGAACCCAAACACCACGACCACCAACGGACCGAGCACCAGAGCGAACGGGACCUACGAGGACAGCACCACGCCUCUACUGGACAGAGGAGAUAAGAGAGAUCUAAUUCCCUUGAAUGAUCUUGGCCCUGAUUCCUACUCUACACUGGACCAGAAGGAGAGGAGACGCACUCUGGACGAAACCACAGACACUUUACCGAAAAACUCAUAGUGUGCAUCACCCAGACGGGGCCCUCCCUGCCCUACCACUGCUACUGAGGGGAGAGAGGAGGCAGACACGGACGCCGUCUCCUCCUCUUCCUCUGUCUAACCCUCCUCUCUGUCGCCACACAGCUGGGAUCUGAAGAUGAGGAUCAGCAUCCAAAGAAAGUGGUCGUGUUGCAGAAGAACAGUUACACACACACACGCGCACACACACACACACCUGUUUCAUUCAAUUGUAGCAGCAGAAAUAUAUUCAGUUUAUAAAUUAUAGUUGUCUUCUGUAAAGGCAAUCACCUUUGUUGACAAUCAUUUUAUUCUGCAGCCGUCUCCCUGGUCCCCCCCACCAUUUCUUUUUCUUGUUACUAAGUGAACAGAUAUUCAUGCUCAAUAUGUUGCUGCCAGCCCCUGCAUCCGAACGAUGGAUCUGUCUUUAGCCGUCUGUGUAGGGGAAUAUAGUGUACAUAGGUGAAACAGGAUGACUGCAUUGGUUUUGGCGCAUUAAUUUAAGUGGUCCCUUUCCUGGGAAUGCUGGGAGGCUGGAAUCGCCCACAGGCCGCCCUGUAGAUGGAGAAUGUUUAUAUAGGAGUUAUUUUCCUGUCUAGAGUUAUUUUCUCUCUGUUGGGAUGAGCACAGCCCUGUAUAUUUGUCAAAAUGCUAAACCUGUUGCCGUAUGUGUGUGCGUUUCUUGUGUCAAAAUGAUUAUGGACCCUUAUUUGUUUGUUGUUUUUUUAUUUUUAGUAUUAUUAUUAUUAUUAUUGAGUAAUGUCUUUGCUUGCACGGACCAGACACGUUUGUUAAUCGUUUUUCUCAGAUUGUCCCCUGUUUUGAUUUUUUUUUUUUUUUUUUUUAACUGUCUUAUGUUCCUGCUGCCUCUUUUUCUGUUUUUAUUUAAAUUUUUUAAUUUGUUUCUGUUACUCUCCCCCAAGUAGAAAAUAAGUUUUGAGCUGCUUGUUUAAUUUUUUAUUUCUGCAGACUCGUCCAGUACAACGUGUCAAACCUGGUACUGAGAUGUGAAGCUGUGACAAACACUACUACAUGUUUAACCACUAACCAAACUUUUCCUAUCUCUACACUUAAAAGAAGAAAACCAGGUGAACAUUUGCUGACUUUUCAAAUAAGAGUCUGCCAUGUAGCCAUUUAUUCCUUCGUCUCUAAAUCCGUUUUGCGUCGCCUGAAAUAUGAAUUUUGGAGGCUUUUGUUACUCAGAGGAGACUCGAGUUUUCCUGCAGCUUUGGGAGAGAUGCUCUAUAAUUUAAGUUUUGUUCUGACCCAUUUAUUUUGUACUUUGUGUCCAGUGUAUUUUAUUUUGGGGGCUUUGUAUGUGGGUGAGAGCAUUAUGCAAAUUAUUAUUUUUUUUUCUUUUUAAUUCAACUUUUAUUGCUAUGUUUUUAAAAGCAAAAGAGACCAAUCUUUAGUUUGUUUGUUUUUUUUCAUAAUCUCUUCACACACAUAGUAUAUUUGUACUGUUGCCUAUCCAUGUAAAAUUAUGACAUACCAUACACCUGCCUUGGCUCUGAGCAGUUGCUUUUUCAGUGAAGUAUGUAACUGGUAAUACUUUGUUUUUUUUUAUAAAUAAAGAUUUUUUCUUAGACAA
This is a messenger RNA of Gambusia affinis (western mosquitofish), 4702 nucleotides long. RefSeq names its product catenin delta-1-like. Gene Ontology annotation, cellular component: adherens junction; cytoplasm; nucleus. The coding region runs from base 425 to 3115 and encodes 896 amino acids. The record is from RefSeq and is a predicted model, not a curated record. Gene Ontology annotation, biological process: cell-cell adhesion; cell-cell junction assembly. The transcript has 21 exons. NCBI's taxonomy places the organism in Eukaryota, Metazoa, Chordata, Actinopteri, Cyprinodontiformes, Poeciliidae. Gene Ontology annotation, molecular function: cadherin binding.